Malaclemys terrapin pileata is the source of this 1292-nucleotide messenger RNA. RefSeq names its product interleukin 15 (gene IL15). NCBI's taxonomy places the organism in Eukaryota, Metazoa, Chordata, Testudines, Emydidae. The record is from RefSeq and is a predicted model, not a curated record. Bases 332 to 925 code for a protein of 197 amino acids. Gene Ontology annotation, biological process: positive regulation of immune response; positive regulation of T cell proliferation; positive regulation of tyrosine phosphorylation of STAT protein. Gene Ontology annotation, cellular component: extracellular region. Gene Ontology annotation, molecular function: cytokine activity; cytokine receptor binding. The transcript has 7 exons.
CGCCGUAGUUUUCUUUUCUUUGCAAACCUAACAGCGUGACAGUGCGUAGAAGGAAGAAUUCCCUGCAGUAGUUCCUGGAUUAACUUCAGUCUCAGGCAGUCACAGCUGGAGCAACAGAGUCCUGCUGCGGCUUAACUAGUCUUCAUUCGUUUCGUAACAACCGAAAGUGAAACAGGACUGGGCAGGCUCUGGGGAGAACGUGAUUUGCUGUCAUUGGUGGUAGCUCUCCACUGAUGCUUUCUCUGCAGACACGUUCCCAAACUCGUCCUCAAAAGAACUUUUCUGAUGUAGCUAAUCUGCUUCUGAUUUGAAUGAUGUCCCAGCAGGCACCAUGCUGGUGAUGGCCUGGCCACCAUGGAACUCUAUUGGAGCACGGCCCUGGCUAGGGACUCAGAAAACACACCUGAAAAGAAUUUGUCUCCACUACCAGCAGUAUCUGAAGAGACAUUUUCUCAGAUUUUUAAAUAAUGCGACUGGAAUAACCAUCUUCAUUCUUUGCUGCAUCAGUGCAUAUCUACCAGGAAUAGAAGCUGAAAGAAGAAGGUGGGAGGCAGUUAUAGAUGAUUUGAAUGAGAUUAAAUACACAUCUGAUAGCAUUGAUGCCUGUUUAUACACUGCAUAUACAGACAAGCCAGAUGAGUGCGAAGUACAAGUGAUGGAAUGCUUUUUGUUAGAGCUGAAAAUGAUUUCCCAUGAAUGUGAAAUCAGAAAAGGAUGUAAAAUCAAACAGCACGUGCGGAAUGUGCUGGCAAAUGUAAAGGCAAAUUUACCAAAGAAUACAAGUUUACUGAACAGUCCGAACAGGAAUAAAAUAACAUGCAAACAAUGUGAAGAGUACGAAGAAAGAAAUUUUAUUAAAUUUAUAGAGACUUUCGAAGAGUUUGCAAAACACAAACUGAAAUUUUUACCGCACGUUCCUAAAUAGGCUUUCUUUUUGAAAGUGCUUAAGGGAAACUCCAUAAACUUUGCCGGCACUUCAAGCAAUAUAAUCAUUGGAUGGAUGGAGAGACAGACUGUUCGGCUAUUUUAAGAACUUUGUAAGACAGAAAGGCAGAAAAAACAAAAUACAGCAAAGAAUAAUCUGAACUAUGAACUGCGCCACAGACUAUUUUGCCUUUUUAUUUUUAAUUUACUACUUUCUCUGGGAAGCUAUUAAAAUGUAAAAUUAUGUGUAUUUUAUAAGCAUUUUAGAUAAAUAUUUGCUCUUUGCAUGUCUCAAUAAUUGACUACUACUUAGAAAACAUAGUAACUUGUACUGCAAAUAUUUUAUUUUCCAGGAAAGUUUAACUGGU